AUGCAGACUCCACAGAAAAGCCCAAGCCUCAGACCUUUCAAGCAGAGAAAGAGCUUAGCAACCAGAAGAGAGGAAGUUGCUAGAAUCCGAGUGAAGUUCCCCGGCAAGAUCCCGGUGAUAGUGGAGUGCUACCCCAGGGAGAUGCUCCUGCCGUCACUGGACAAGACCAAGUUCCUAGUCACACAGGAGCUGACCAUGACCCAGUUCCUCAGUGUCAUCCGGAGCCGCAUGGUCCUAGGGGCCACUGAAGCCUUUUACUUGCUGGUGAACAACAGGAGCUUCGGAAGUGUGAAUGUGACCAUGGCAGAGAUCUACAGGGACUACAAGGAUGAGGAUGGCUUUGUGUACAUGACCUAUGCCUCCCAGAUGUUUGGCUGCUUGGGGUCAGCAGCCCCCAAGGAUGGGAGCAGCCUUGGGGGCAGGCCCUGCUAUCCUCUAUAA
Messenger RNA from Eubalaena glacialis (North Atlantic right whale), 441 nucleotides. It is a transcript of the gene MAP1LC3C, whose product is annotated as microtubule associated protein 1 light chain 3 gamma. Gene Ontology annotation, cellular component: cytosol; autophagosome membrane; autophagosome. The record is from RefSeq and is a predicted model, not a curated record. Gene Ontology annotation, biological process: autophagosome assembly; autophagy of mitochondrion; macroautophagy. Lineage: Eukaryota; Metazoa; Chordata; Mammalia; Artiodactyla; Balaenidae. Gene Ontology annotation, molecular function: ubiquitin protein ligase binding.